Molecule: messenger RNA, 1819 nt
Organism: Spirodela intermedia
Lineage: Eukaryota; Viridiplantae; Streptophyta; Magnoliopsida; Alismatales; Araceae
Source: the annotation of a GenBank genome assembly
AUGGGAUCAAAGGCGGUGGUGAGGGGCUCCGGCGACGAGGACGAUGAGGACGGCCGCGCAACUUGCUGCUCCUGCGACUGCCGGCCCCGGUGGCAGCGAUCGGUGAAGCGAAAGCGGGAGGCGAUGGAGGCGGAGGUGGCGGCAGCGCGGGUGGAGGUGGCGGACGAGGUGGCGGCGUUGCGGGAAGCGCUGGCGAGCCACCAGCAGACGGUGGCGGAGCUGUACACGGAGCUCGAGGAGGAACGCGCGGCGGCGGCGACGGCGACCGACGAGGCCAUGUCGAUGAUCCUGCGGCUCCAGCAGGAAAAGGCGGAUGCUCAGAUGGAGGCGCGCCAGUUCAGGCGCUUCGUGGAGGAGAAGAUGUUCCAUGACCAGCAGGAGCUCGCCGCCCUCGAGGACGCCCUCUUCCUCCGCGAGCAAGCCCUCCAAACCCUCUCCGGCGAGAUCCAGUCCCUCCGCCGCCGCUCCAUCGACCUCCCUCCCCUCGAUCCCGGCGGCGCAGAGACGACAGCGUACGACCACCCGGAGGUCUGCGAAUACCCGCCAUUGCGGUGCUCCGAGCAUCGCCACUGGGAGGAUCGGGGCCUUGAGGACGACCACGAUCUCGACAGUUUCCCGGAGGAGCACCUGCAAAAUCUCGAGCGGAGGAUGGAGCAGCUGGAGAGGACGGAGAUGGAGAAGGACGUCGUGGUGACGGAGCCGCCGGGCGCCGUGGAUUGCUCCAGGAAUUGCAGAGCCGAUGUCGACGGCGGCGCCGGCGCCGGCGCCGGGGACAGGGUUUACACCGUCGACGCCGUCCAUGGGGACCCGCUGCCGCCGCCGCCGACGGCGGAGGAGGAGGAGGGGGUUAUCAAGAAGCUGUACAUGAGGUUGGAGGCACUGGAGGCGGACAGGGAGUCCAUGAGGCAGGCCAUCGUCUCCAUGCGCACCGACAAGGCGCAGCUGGUGCUGCUCAAGGAGAUCGCCCAGAAUCUCUGCCAAGACGCCUUCUCUCCUCCUCCUCCUCCGCCGGGAAGGAAACUUUCAAUUCGGCCAUCCACGGUGGAGUGUUCCUCGUUCAUGUCCAUGGUCAAGGUAAUCUUCGAGCUUCCAGUCAAAUAGAUGUGAUUUUUUUUCUCUUUUUGGCAAAAAUGGGGUUGACCUUGAUCGUUCUUGGUCCUUCAAAAAAUCAUUCGUCCAGGUUUCAGAUCAGUUCCUGUAAUCUUGAUGUAGAAUCAUCUUGGGUGGGGGGGAUCCAGAGCUCAAUCACGUAUGCCAGAAUUGCUUUCUAAAUAAAAAAAUCGAGGGCUACCCACAUUUUUUAACCUGCCCACAUUUACUUUCUUUUUUCUUGCUUUGGUAAACCUGUGACUGUUCAUCGUUGACUUAAUCCCUGUUCUGGGGCACCCAGAAACUGACCAUUGUCUGCCAGAGCUGCUCUCUGGAAGGAAAUGCAAAGCCGGCAUAAUACUCUCAUUUCAGAUCAUAUCAUAUAAUACUCUUCUUCUCGUCAUCACCCAUUUAACCUGCCCGCGUUGACUCUUCGUUUGUCCUUCGGUGAACCUGUCCUCGUGAUCAUCGUUGACCCUUUUUUUCUUUCCCCCCUUUUUCCAGUGGAUCAUGUCGUUUGCUAUCUGGGAACAGAAGGGCCAGAGGAACGAGUAAGUAUCUCCAUUAAAGGGCAAGAGAUCUCUUCUUCUCCCUCUUUCUCAUUCCAGAUUUUGUGGAGGUUUUCAGGCGCGUCUUCGGGGUGUCGAGCUCCGGCGCCGGCUUGUCGCUGCUUCUGGAGAAGCCCCCCCAUUUGCGGCAGCUGAGGUGCCUCUCAAGAACGAGUAGUUGA